AUUUCAAAACUUUGGUAGUAGUAAGUUUUGUUAGUUGUGAACGAAGAAAUCAUCAAAAAUGGACACUUGCACCAGGCUUCUGUUUGCUGCGUGUGCCACUUUAUCCAUCUUACAUCUUGUUCAAUCUCAGAAUCAACAAGGAUUCAUCAGUUUGGAUUGUGGAUUAGCUUCUAACGAGUCUCCUUACAACGAAGCAAAUAGCAAUCUGACGUACAUAUCCGAUGCUGAUUUCAUUCAAGGAGGAAAAACUGGUAAUGUCCAAAAAGACUUGCUUAUGAAACUCAGGAAGCCAUAUACGGUUUUGAGAUACUUUCCGGAUGGAAUCCGAAAUUGUUACAGUCUAAAUGUCAAGCAAGACACAAAUUAUCUAAUCAGGGUUAUGUUUCGAUAUGGAAACUAUGACGGGCUUAACAAUUCUCCAAGAUUCGACCUCUAUCUUGGUCCUAAUAUUUGGACAACCAUAGAUAUGGGGAAGUCAGGUGAUGGAGUUCUGGAGGAGAUCAUUCACAUCACAAGGUCUAACAUCUUGGACAUAUGUCUCGUCAAGACAGGGACGAGUACACCAAUGAUAUCAUCCAUAGAGUUGAGACCCUUGCUAUAUGAUACUUAUAUUGCUCAAACCGGUUCCUUGAGGAAUUAUAACCGGUUCUAUUUCACCGAUUCAAACAACUAUAUACGUUAUCCCCAAGAUGUGCAUGAUAGAAUUUGGGUGCCGUUGAUAUUACCAGAAUGGACGCAUAUAAACACAAGUCACCACGUUAUUGAUUCUAUAGAUGGCUAUGACCCACCACAAGAUGUACUUAGGACCGGCGCCAUGCCCGCUAAUGCCAGUGAUCCAAUGACCAUUACCUGGAAUUUGAAGACGGCUACUGACCAGGUUUACGGUUAUAUUUACAUCGCCGAGAUCAUGGAAGUCCAGGCCAAUGAAACUAGAGAAUUCGAAGUUGUGGUAAAUAAUAAAGUUCAUUUCGAUCCUUUCCGUCCUACCAGAUUUGAAGCACAAGUUAUGUUCAACAAUGUACCACUGACAUGCGAGGGAGGAUUUUGUCGUCUGCAACUUAUAAAAACUCCGAAAUCGACUCUUCCACCCUUGAUGAAUGCUUUCGAAAUUUUCACGGGCAUUGAGUUUCCUCAAUCAGAAACAAAUCAAAAUGAUGUCAUUGCUGUAAAGAAUAUUCAAGCUAGUUAUGGACUGAACAGAAUCAGCUGGCAGGGCGAUCCAUGUGUCCCUAAACAGUUUUUGUGGACUGGCUUAAGCUGCAACGUAAUUGAUGUGUCCACACCACCAAGAAUCGUGAAAUUAGAUUUGUCUUCAAGUGGAUUAAAUGGAGUUAUACCACCUAGCAUACAAAAUCUAACUCAACUUCAAGAACUGGACCUGUCCCAAAACAACUUGACUGGUAAAGUGCCUGAAUUUCUAGCCAAGAUGAAAUAUUUGUUGGUCAUAAACUUAAGUGGAAACAAACUUAGCGGUUUGGUUCCUCAAGCCCUUCUUGAUAGAAAAAAGGAAGGAUUAAAGCUAUUGGUUGACGAAAAUAUGAUUUGUGUGUCUUGCGGUACAAGAUUCCCAACAGCUGCGGUUGCGGCAUCUGUUUCUGCAGUGGCCAUUAUCAUACUUGUGUUAGUUCUCAUAUUUGUUUUAAGAAGGAGAAAGCCAUCUGCUGGGAAAGUUACACGCUCAUCCUUCAAAUCGGAAAAUAGAAGAUUUACUUACUCUGACGUUAACAAAAUGACAAAUAACUUUCAAGUUGUUAUUGGUAAAGGAGGGUUCGGUGUUGUCUAUCAAGGUUGUUUAAAUAAUGAACAAGCAGCUAUUAAAGUGCUUUCUCAUUCAUCAGCUCAGGGCUAUAAAGAAUUCAAAACAGAGGUCGAACUACUUUUAAGAGUUCACCAUGAAAAGUUAGUAAGCCUCAUUGGAUAUUGUGAUGAUGAUAAUGGCUUAGCUCUCAUCUACGAGUUAAUGGGAAAGGGAAACUUAAAAGAGCAUCUCUCAGGAAAACCUGGUUGUUCUGUUUUGAGCUGGCCGAUAAGACUUAAAAUAGCUCUUGAAUCCGCCAUAGGAAUUGAGUAUUUGCAUACUGGAUGCAAGCCAAAAAUCGUUCAUAGAGAUGUCAAAAGUACUAAUAUAUUGUUGAGUGAAGAAUUUGAGGCCAAAAUUGCUGAUUUCGGACUCUCAAGAUCCUUCCUAAUAGGAAAUGAAGCUCAACCUACGGUUGUUGCUGGAACAUUUGGAUAUCUUGAUCCGGAGUACCACAAAACCAGCUUGUUAAGCAUGAAGAGUGAUGUAUAUAGCUUUGGGGUUGUCUUACUGGAAAUCAUCAGCGGCCAAGAUGUGAUUGAUUUAUCCCGUGAAAAUUGUAACAUAGUGGAAUGGACCAGUUUUAUACUCGAAAAUGGUGAUAUUGAAAGUAUAGUGGAUCCAAACCUCCAUCAAGAUUAUGACACAAGUUCUGCAUGGAAAGUUGUUGAAUUGGCAAUGUCAUGUGUGAACCGUACUUCCAAAGAGAGACCAAACAUGUCUCAGGUCGUUCAUGUGCUAAACGAAUGUUUGGAAACAUGUGAAAAGUGGAGAAAAAGCCAAGAGGUGGACUUAAGCAGUCCUCUGGAACUGAGCAUAGUUGUAGACACCGAAAUAAACCCAAAGGCACGUUAGUCAUUAUUCUCAUGGUUGGGUGUAUAAUGAUCAGUCUGUAUAAUUUGUAUUAUGAAGCGUCUAUUGCACAAUUUGGGUGUUAAGUCUGUAUGUUGAACGUGUUGAUACUUAAUAGCUUCUUCUUGUGCUAUCGAAAGUUGAAAGUACUCUUUUAAUUAUACAAGAA
Messenger RNA from Arabidopsis thaliana (thale cress), 2819 nucleotides. RefSeq names its product Leucine-rich repeat protein kinase family protein. The transcript has 13 exons. Gene Ontology annotation, cellular component: membrane. The record is from RefSeq and is marked reviewed. Gene Ontology annotation, molecular function: protein serine/threonine kinase activity; protein kinase activity; protein serine kinase activity. Lineage: Eukaryota; Viridiplantae; Streptophyta; Magnoliopsida; Brassicales; Brassicaceae. The coding region runs from base 59 to 2653 and encodes 864 amino acids.